Molecule: messenger RNA, 1794 nt
Organism: Vitis vinifera (wine grape)
Lineage: Eukaryota; Viridiplantae; Streptophyta; Magnoliopsida; Vitales; Vitaceae
Product: receptor-like protein 9DC3
Exons: 2
Coding region: 1-1794 (597 amino acids)
Molecular function (GO): protein binding
Source: RefSeq, a predicted model, not a curated record
AUGUCUAGACUCCUCCUCCUCUAUUUUCUUUUCUUACUCUUGUCCUCUCAGAUUCUUUCCUCCUCUUUCUCUUUCUCUAAUUCCACCAAACUAUGCCCGCAUCACCAGACCCUUGCUCUACUCCACCUUAAGCAAUCAUUCUCUAUCAACAAUUCUAGUUCUUUGGAUUGCCAUGCCGUUGGUGUCACGUCUUAUCCCAAAACAGAGUCUUGGAAGAAGGGCAGUGAUUGCUGCUCAUGGGAUGGGGUCACAUGUGAUUGGGUGACAGGCCAUGUAAUUGAACUGGACCUCAGUUGCAGUUGGCUCUUUGGCACCAUCCAUUCCAACACUACCCUCUUCCUCCUUCCUCAUAUACAAAGGCUCAACCUGGCUUUCAACAACUUUAGUGGGUCCUCUAUUUCAGUUGGGUUUGGUCGGUUCUCAAGCUUGACGCAUCUCAAUCUCUCUGACUCUGGAUUUUCAGGCCUAAUUUCACCAGAAAUAUCUCACCUCUCCAACUUGGUUUCACUUGAUCUCUCUUGGAAUUCUGACACAGAAUUUGCCCCGCAUGGCUUCAAUUCUCUGGUUCAAAAUUUAACCAAGUUGCAAAAGCUUCACCUUGGAGGUAUAUCCAUCUCUUCAGUUUUUCCUAAUUCCUUGCUAAAUCGAUCUUCUUUGAUAUCAUUACAUCUCUCUUCGUGUGGAUUGCAUGGGAGAUUCCCUGACCAUGACAUUCACCUUCCGAAACUUGAGGUUCUCAACUUAUGGAGAAAUGAUGAUCUCAGUGGAAACUUCCCACGAUUUAAUGAGAACAAUUCCCUUACGGAGUUGUAUUUAUCAUCCAAAAAUUUCAGUGGAGAGCUUCCUGCUUCAAUUGGCAAUCUAAAGUCUCUGCAGACUUUGGAUCUCUCCAAUUGUGAAUUCUCAGGGUCCAUCCCUGCUUCGCUAGAGAACCUUACACAAAUCACUUCUUUGAACCUCAAUGGGAAUCAUUUUAGUGGGUGUUCCAAACUCAAAUCCCCAUUCAUGAGCCUAAGAAUCAUUGAUCUUGCUCACAAUGAUUUCGAGGGUGACUUGCCUGAAAUGUAUUUGAGAAGUUUGAAAGUAACAAUGAAUGUAGAUGAAGACAACAUGACCAGAAAAUAUAUGGGGGGUAAUUAUUAUGAAGAUUCCGUAAUGGUGACAAUCAAGGGGUUGGAGAUUGAAUUUGUGAAAAUCUUGAAUGCUUUCGCAACAAUUGAUUUAUCGAGCAACAAAUUCCAAGGAGAGAUUCCACAGUCCAUUGGCAAUCUUAAUUCACUUCGAGGGCUCAAUUUAUCUCAUAACAACCUUACAGGACACAUUCCAUCAUCUUUCGGAAAUUUGAAGUUGCUUGAAUCACUGGACCUCUCUUCAAACAAGCUAAUUGGGAGUAUUCCUCAACAAUUAACAAGUUUAAUAUUUCUUGAAGUUUUGAAUCUUUCCCAAAACCAUCUCACUGGAUUUAUACCUAAAGGUAACCAGUUUGACACUUUUGGAAAUGAUUCAUACAACGGGAACUCAGAGUUGUGUGGAUUUCCAUUGUCAAAGAAAUGCAUAGCUGAUGAAACACCGGAGCCUUCAAAAGAAGAAGAUGCAGAGUUUGAAAAUAAAUUUGAUUGGAAAUUCAUGUUGGUGGGAUAUGGAUGUGGAUUGGUGUAUGGAUUGUCUCUUGGGGGUAUCAUUUUUUUAAUUGGGAAACCUAAAUGGUUUGUCUCGAUUAUUGAAGAGAAUAUUCACAAGAAGAUCAGAAGGUGUAAAAGGAGUACUUGUCGGCAAGGAGCAAGAAGAAACUGA